AUGAGAACUUCGAUAUACACUUCUCAUAUACAGAACGGUCACCGGUCUAGCUGCAAUCAAGCUGAGAUCUCGCUUCUCGUUCCCUAUCACCUCUUCGACGCUAUCGUCGACUGCCUUCAUCGCGACUUUGCCACCCUCCAGAGCGUUUCCACAGUGUCUUCAACUUUCCGCUCGCUAGCCCAGAGGAAGAUUUUCUACGAGGUGUCCCUUAGCAUCCCAUCAAGCACUGAACAACCAAAUUCCGGUUCGGCAGAGGUGCUUUUGGAGCAUCUUGCAGAAUCUCCUCAUCUCGUUGAUUAUGUGCGACGGCUGAAUAUCACGGAUGACGGAUAUACAAGGGAGAUGAACGCGUUCACUAUGCAAGGGGACGAUGCGUUCAUCCACAUUCUGUCUUCUUUCAAAUACCUCUCCGCGAUAAUCUUCAGAAGGCGAUCAAACGGCGUCUCAAAAAUCAUAUGGACAAAUCUGCCUCUCAACAUGCAAACCGCGAUUCUGGAAUCACUCCGCUGUUUGACAGUAGUCCGGGUUGAAAUCCUUGACACCAUUGAGGAUUUCCAUUUGCAGUUAUUGGUUGAUUCCCAUGCGUUGGAGCAUUUGAGAGUUUUUGACUUGGAUUGGCCGCGAGUUCCCCCAUCCAAGACUUCUCCACCAGUUCAAAAAAUGGCGCUGAAAAGUCUCGAGCUCAGGGAGACCACUCCAUUUUCGGGCGGGAAGAUCUUUCGUUUUAUGUGUGACCCUGAGUCGGUCGACCUUUCCCAAUUGACAUCACUUCGCGUCGAAAUGGACCCAAUGUGGCCCUCGCUGAUAAAGGAGACGGAUGCAUUUCUGCGAAAAGUGUCUGAUUCUCUCAAGUGCCUGCACUAUUUUCGGCCUCGGUAUGCACGACGUCACAAUUUUGACUCUUCUAGUACUCUCGACUUGAGCAUUCCAUCGCACCUCAAAUGCUUCAGGAUCUCCACCAACCUUGCAAAUAAUGGAUUCCCUUGGCUCAUCAAGUGUCUUGGACGUAUCCCGCCUUGCAGUCGAAUCAAUACCAUCAAGCUACAUCUCAACCUCGAUAUGCAUGUCCCCUCAUAUACUGGGGAUAUCGACUGGGCAGUGCUAGAUACGUUGAUUUGCACUUUACACAACCUCCGCAGUUGUCAUAUUUACAUUCGGACGACCACACGAAGUAUUUUAAGAUUGCUGGGUGGAUUACUUCCCUCCGCCCAAUCAAAAGGCAUCUUGCGAAUCACGAUCUGGAUUUGCACGGCUACCCAGCAGUCACUGUUUUUCUAA
Molecule: messenger RNA, 1278 nt
Organism: Laccaria bicolor S238N-H82
Lineage: Eukaryota; Fungi; Basidiomycota; Agaricomycetes; Agaricales; Hydnangiaceae
Exons: 3
Coding region: 1-1278 (425 amino acids)
Source: RefSeq, a predicted model, not a curated record